Actinia tenebrosa (Australian red waratah sea anemone) is the source of this 3267-nucleotide messenger RNA. RefSeq names its product dual specificity calcium/calmodulin-dependent 3',5'-cyclic nucleotide phosphodiesterase 1A. The record is from RefSeq and is a predicted model, not a curated record. Lineage: Eukaryota; Metazoa; Cnidaria; Anthozoa; Actiniaria; Actiniidae. Gene Ontology annotation, biological process: signal transduction. Gene Ontology annotation, molecular function: 3',5'-cyclic-nucleotide phosphodiesterase activity.
UUUAUUCGGCGCCGCCGCCAGAGGAAUGCCCUGUUUGGAGUAUGACCGAUAUCAUGUUACCCUUGAACCUGGACUGAUUAAAAUGAGUUGCGUAUUUCUGAGGAUGUGGUGUUGAAAGAUGCCAGUUUAGCAAAUAUGGAAUACUGAAUUACUGUGAGACGUCUGCUGGCUCUCUCUUCGUAGCGUAGCUUGGAGGUAGCUCGUCGAACGCUGACCUGGUUAUGGGUUUACGAUGUUCCAAACCGAUGAAAGAGAAACAGGAUUCACUCGAGAAUGACCAAAAAACCAACAACAAAUACGUGAAAAACGCGCGCGAAGGUGAAAACGUACAACCGCUGAUCCAUGUCACUACGGCUUCAACCAGCAGCGAUCAAAAUGUGAACAACGAGAACAAUGCGAGCAACACUGCAGCACCAACACAAUCAAUGAUCAUCAGAAGAAGGAACACAGAGUACAAACCACGACCCAAGUCUAUGGAUGAUUAUACCGAUACUGCUACUACAUUGGCACUCUCAAAACUACGCCAUUUAAUUUAUCAGUUAAAUGAAGGGAAAAUCAACUCAGUUUCGGAUAUGAAAGAAGAGCUUAGCCAGGCAGUGGCAAUCAUGGAUGUCGCAUCGUCGAACAUGCGAGAUUACAGAGGAUCCAUGAGCGCCAUCAGCGAUAUAGACGACGAGCUUUACACUGAUGUAGUAAGUGACGAGGUUCGUGAAUGGAUAGCAACAACGUUUGCGCGUGGACCGGGCACGUUGCGGAGGAAGAGUAUCAUGCCAAGGCACACGUUUAGGGGUGUGGUGCAUGCUGUUAAAGCCAGUCUCUACGUUAAUAAAAUAUUAAAAAAUGCUUCUGAACGAAACAAGCUUCAAGUACCAGAAGAAGUGCUGAUACAUUUCGAAAAAUUAAACGAGUGGACAUUUGAUGUGUUUUCACUGAGCGAAGCAACUGAAGGUCAUUCAUUACGAUUCAUGGGGCACGAAGUGCUCAGUAGGAUGGAUCUUUUACGAUUAUUCAAGGUGAAUGUUGGAAGCCUAGACCGUUUCUUGUUAGCUGUAGAAGAAGGCUAUCAAAAGAAUGGCAACCCAUACCACAACGAAUGUCACGCCACAGAUGUCACGCAUACUGUCUUUUACUUUCUAAGUGUGAUUGGUCUAGCGCAAUGUCUGUCAGACUUGGAAAUCUUCGCUCUUCUUCUCUCUGCCAUUAUUCAUGAUUUGGAACAUACAGGAACUACAAACGCUUUUCACAUUAAUUCAAGGUCAGAAAUGGCUUUAUUGUACAAUGAUCGCUCCGUACUUGAAAACCAUCAUCUUACCGCGGCAUUUAAACUAUUACAAGAUAAUGACCGAAAUAUUUUAGCAAAUCUAAAUGACAAUCAAUACAGUGGACUUCGGUCUCUUGUGAUCGAUAUGGUGCUAGCAACAGACAUGACGUCCCACUUCGAACAGCUAAGAACUACAAAAGUUGCUUUAGUUGGAGGAAGUCCAAUAGAAAAUAGCGAACUGCUACAGUUGAUCUUACACGUAGCGGAUAUCAGCAAUCCAACCAAAGACUGGCAAAUACACCAGCAAUGGACACAAAGAAUUAUGGAAGAAUUUUUUACUCAGGGCGAUAUGGAGAUUGAACUGGGACUCGACGUGUCCCCACUGUGUGACCGCUCCUCAACUCGUAUUCCUGAGAGUCAAGUUGGAUUUAUUGAUGUCAUAGUGUCGCCAGCCUUUGAAGUAUGCAGUGAAGCGCUGGAAGUGUUCCUGCAAGAAAACUCCACCCAGACCAAUGUCGACAUGUCACGAGUUCAACCCUGGUCAAAACCUUUGGCUAAUAAUAGAAGGAAAUGGAAGGAACAGUUCCAAGUAAUCAACAAAGAUGGUCGGACGGGGUCUACUCUUAGUGUGUGCAGUAAGAACUCCACUUCAAAUCUUCAGGACUUGAAUCAAGAUGAAUCAACACUCGGUAGACGUAGCCCUUGGGGCAGCAGAACUCACUUAACGCCUAUUAUUUCAUGACAUCUUGAAUGAUUACACCGAGCAGAAUGCCUAAUGUGGACAUUACAAUGCACGUGAGAAUGCGAUGGGAUUGCAUGCGUGCAUGAUUCAUCAUUGAAACACGCCUGGUUAAAUGCAUGGAGAUACAAGCGCUGUGUAAGAGCGUUUAGCCAGUAAAAUGUUACACCAAAGUAAACACGUAGAACACAGAAACAGCGUCACGAAGCAUGAAGCAUGACUAAAAUGUUUCAUAAGAUAAAUAACACGAUCUUCCUCCAUUCUUUACUGGGAAACUAACUCUAACUGAACAAAGUCCUGUUGCUUCAUCUCGUAAAAAGUUAAUUGUCUAAAUGACAGAGCAAAAGUAUCUUGACAUUUCAUGACGUAAAGACAAGGGUUAUUUUUGAAGGAUUUUUGACUUGUUUUUCCUGCUCAAAGAUAUUUGCUAACUCCAUCCUUAACACGUGCUCUUGGUAAAGAAUUCACUCCUUCGUGUUUUGGUCUUCCUGUGGUCUUUCUUUCACUCAUUCAGUAUACUCUUCAGUAUAUUAAGCAGGUCGGCCACGCCCCAAAGAUUUCAUGGAUAUAUAUCAGCUGAAAAACAUGAGCCAAUCAUAGUUGACUGCAUGUCUUGCACGUGUUUUGCUGCCCACAAGACUAACCAACGAUCCUCUCUCUUUUAGAUUUAUAGCUCUUCGUUUCUAGAUUAACAUUAACUUGGACAUGGUCGAUAAAGUACGUUUGGCUCAAGGCGUCAAGUGUCAAAUACAUUACGUUUAUUUUAAAAGAGAUGGCUGACAAAGCUACAGAUGGUAUAUUGAUUACGGUCACCAUAGUAUAUGUGGAAAACAUAGGGAACCCAUGAGGAGUAAAAACAAUGCUCGUAAACAGAGUAAAGGAGUCGUAAAGGAAUAUGAUAGCCAAAGAGUACAAAUAUUAAAAGCGUGCAAUACUUAAAUUACAAUAUUUAACACUAAAUAGCACUAAUCAAACAAUGGAAAACCACAGAAUUAGCAUACUUUAGCAGUAUUUAGUACUAUUUAAGGUGACGUGUUUGUACUCUAGCGCCGUUUCAUUUCAUUGGACGUUGUGUGAAAUUCUUGUAUUUUACUUUUUUACAUUUGAAAAAGUUCGCAUUGGGGAAAAAUAUUAGAAUAACAUUGAAUAAAAAAUUGAAUAAUUUUUAGAUAAUACAAAUAUAAAUAUGACGCUUAGAUGUGUUGUGUUACGCGUUGUUCUGAUUACUAAUAAAAGGGGAAAAUAAAUUUUGAUAUCGCAAAUCAAA